Molecule: messenger RNA, 2263 nt
Organism: Hemiscyllium ocellatum (epaulette shark)
Lineage: Eukaryota; Metazoa; Chordata; Chondrichthyes; Orectolobiformes; Hemiscylliidae
Product: zinc finger and BTB domain-containing protein 12-like
Exons: 2
Coding region: 2-1201 (399 amino acids)
Biological process (GO): regulation of transcription by RNA polymerase II
Molecular function (GO): RNA polymerase II cis-regulatory region sequence-specific DNA binding; protein binding; DNA-binding transcription factor activity, RNA polymerase II-specific
Source: RefSeq, a predicted model, not a curated record
CAUGGCCGCCGUGGACUCGGAGCCGACGGAGCAGCAAAGAGCGGGGGAGGGGGAAAAAGGAAAAAGCCUCGGUUUUAGAUUUCGAGAGGCCAUGGCGCCGAGAGAGGUCCUUCAGUUCCAGUUCCACCACCACGAGUCGACGACCCUGAGCAGGAUGAACCAACUCCGCGCGGAGGAACGUUUCUGCGACGUGACCGUGGUGACGGGCCAGCUGCGGUUCGCGGGCCACCGCGUGGUGCUGGCCGCGUGCUCGCCGUUCCUGCGCGACCAGUUCCUGCUGCAGCCGUCGCCCGAGGUGCGCGUGCCGCUGAGCGAGGGCGCCGAGAUGCUCUCCCGCCUGCUGCUCUCGUGCUACACGGGCUCGCUCGACGUGCCCUGCGGCGAGGUGCUGAGCUACCUGACGGUGGCCAGCUACCUGCAGAUGGACCACGUGGUGGAGGAGUGCAGGCGCGCGCUCUCCACGUGCAUCGACCCCCGCAUCAAGCUCGAGGACGACAGGGUGACCGUUGGGCCUCGCGCUCGGGCCCAGGAGGCGCCCGAGACAACCGACGACGACGACGACGUUUACCUGGUCAUCGAGGUGGACGGCCCGGCGGCGGAACCUUCUCGAAGCCAACCCAGCGACCCCCGGCAGGAGGCCCGCCCCGAGCUCUCCGAGGCUGUCGAGGAGGAGGAGGACGGCUCUGUGCUGAUCGGUGGCAGGGGCUCCUCCUCCUCCUCCGAGGACAGCUCGGCGGCCGAGGAGAGCGGGGCCCCCCGUCCCGCCGGGCCGUGGGCAGCCCCCCUGGGCCGCCCCGCCUGCCCUCGGCCCAUUCACUGCAGCGUGUGCGCGCAGGCCUUCCAGCACCCGGAGCACCUGGUGGCCCACAUGAAGGCCCACAAGCUCUUCAUGUGCCCCAGAUGCGGCAAGGUGUUCCACCAGCGGGUCAACCUGGCCCGCCACGUCCAUGUGCACACCGGCAUCAAGCCCUACCUCUGCACCGUCUGCGGCCGCGCCUUCACCCAGAACCGAUCGCUCAAGGACCACAUGAACCUGCACAGCGGUGCCAGGCCUCACUGUUGCCACUACUGCCACAUGAGCUUCGCCCACAAGCCCGCCCUCCGCCGGCAUCUCAAAGAGCAGCACAGCAAAACCACGGCUGACAACUGUAGGUUGGCCCUGCUGCUUGGCAGGGCCAGCACCUGCGCAGAGCCAGUGUAGAGGGACCCUUAACUCUGUACAGACCUGUCAGGUCUCCCUCACUCUGAACCACCCUUGCUGUGCACAGACCCAUAAGGGUCUCCCUUGCUCUGCGCAGUCCCAUCAGAAUCUGCUUCACUCUGCACAGUCUCAUCAGGGUCUCCCUCGCUCUGCACAGUCUCAUCUGGGUCUCCCUCGCUCUGCACAGUCUCAUCAGGGUCUCCCUCGCUCUGCACAAUCCCAUCAGGGUCUCCUUCACUCUGCACAAUCCCAUCAGGGUCUCCUUCACUCUGCACAGUCCCAUCAGAGUCUCCCUCACUCUACACAGUCUCAUCAGGGUCACCUUCGGUCUGCAUAGUCCCAUUGGGACCUCCCUUGCUCUGUGCAGUCCCAUCGAUAUCUCCCUCACUAUUUACUGCUGUUGGGAUCUCCCUUGCUCAUGCUGUCAGGUUCUCCCUCACUGGGUCUGGUGUCUAGGGCUCUCUCUGCAGAUUCCCAUUGGUUUCGCACUUGCUCUGUGGUUUCCAUUGGUUUCUCCCUCACUGUGUGGUUCCCCAUUGGACUGUCCCUCACUUUGUGUCAGGGUCUUCAUCAUUGUGCAGGCUCCCUUAAUCUGUGGUCACCCACUGGGGCCUCCCAUCGGGGCUUCUGUCACUCUGAGUCUGGUGUUGGGCUUUCCCUCACUGUAGGGGCUACUCUCAAGUUCUCAUGCGUAGAAAGCAGAAGAUCAGAGAAAAACUCUCCUUUCUACCUCCUUCCACAAUCUUAGAAUAUGCCAAAGAGCUUUACAGCCAAUGUUGAAAUGUGGAAAAGCAGCAGACAAUUCUGUGCAUCACGUGAGAAUGAAUGGACCAUCUGUGUCUCAUAAUGGGAUAUUUUUGCCCAGGACACUGAGGAUAGGUCCCCUGCUCUUUAUUCUAAUCGUCGAACAUAGUGGAAUGAUGUGGUUUUGGCUUAACACCUCACGCAAAAGAUGGCAUGAGCUCCUACAAUGAUUGUCCUUAAAUGUAGAAUAGUGUUUCAAAGUUUAGAAGUUCUUCUGAAGAUACCUGUUACAGUGGGAGCUACUUAUGGAUGUGAAUU